Gossypium raimondii (Peruvian cotton) is the source of this 2000-nucleotide messenger RNA. RefSeq names its product putative pentatricopeptide repeat-containing protein At1g12700, mitochondrial. The record is from RefSeq and is a predicted model, not a curated record. The transcript has a single exon. Gene Ontology annotation, molecular function: protein binding. NCBI's taxonomy places the organism in Eukaryota, Viridiplantae, Streptophyta, Magnoliopsida, Malvales, Malvaceae.
UGGCGAGGAUUGAAAUUUUAGAAAUGAAAAAAAUGAUGGGUGCCAAGAAUGGGCUGAAUGUUAGGGCUAUGGGAGAGGUGCCCAAUGUUGAUGUUUCUAAUCAUCCAUCCACCAUCGACACAAGAGUAAACAGUAAGGUGAGGAAGCUGAAAUCUCCGGAGCCUCUCUGUUACGGCUAUUUCAGCCAGGAGAGUAACGAACCGAAAUAAGGUUUCAUUUUCAAGCUCAGCUCUCUUUGUUUUAUUUAUUUAUUUAUUUAUUUUCAUUUUGCUUACUUUCAAGAUAUGGGUAAGCUUCCUUCUUCUUUUAUUCUUCGUUCACUUGUUAAUGGUGGAAGCCAUCUUUCUAACUUCCACUCUUCUUCUUCUUCUUCUUCUAACACCUUUGCUCCCCACAUCAAAGCCUUAAGUAAGAAAGCCAUGUCUGUUAGAGGAAAGGGAAAAAGGGAUGAUGGCUUCGAGAAUGUUGAUCAUGCUUUGAUUUUGUUCAAUAAGAUGAUUGGCAGGUACCCAAUGCCUUCAAUUCUGGAAUUCACUAAAUUAUUUGCAGCCAUUGUUAGAAUGAAACAUUAUGCCAUUGUUGUUUCUAUGUGUAGCCAAAUGGAAUUAUUAGGCGUUUCCCAUGAUGUUUAUUCUAUGAGCAUCUUGAUUAAUUGCUUUUGUCAAUUAGAUCGAAUUGAUUUUGGGUUGUCUAUUUUGGGGAAAAUGCUGAAGUUAGGUGUUGAACCUAGUGCAGUAACUUUUUCAACUUUGAUUAAUGGGCUUUGUAAUCAAAGUAAGAUUUCUGAGGCCGUUUGUAUGUUCGAUGAAAUGACUGAAAAAGGGUAUCAACCUAAUUUGAUUGUUUACAAUACAGUAUUCAAGGGGUUGUCUAAGACCGGCAAUACUGAUUGAGUUGUUAGGUUUCUAAGGUUGAUGGAAGGCAGAGCUUAUGAACCCAAUAUUGUAGCAUAUAGCACUGUCAUUGACUGUCUUUGUAAGAACGGGUUGUUAAAGGAGGCUCUCGAUCUCUUCUCUGAAGUGAAGGUUAAAGGCAUUAGACCAAAUAUCAUUACUUAUAACUGCUUAAUUCAUGGUAUGUGUAAUUCGGACCAGCAGGAUGAGGCAACAAGGCUUUUGAAUGAAAUGGUUGAUAACAAUAUUUCACUUAAUAUUGUCACAUAUACUAUAUUGAUUGAUGUACUUUGCAAGGAAGGAACGAUUUCUAAAGCUGUAGAGAUCAUUGACACAAUGAGAAAGAAAGGCAUUGAGCCUGAUGUUAUCACGUAUAGUACAUUGGUUGAUGCGCAUUGCAAGGAAGGGAUGGUUUCUAAAGCUGAGGAUUUUGUUGAUGUAAUGAUAAAGCGAGAAAUCGAGCCCAACACAUCACACUCUUGGUAUGAUGGCUACGGAUACUCCUUUCAAAAUCUCGCAGACACCCCCUCCCCCCACAUUGACUCAACAAAAUUCAUACAUUCUGGCAAGACUUUUAUCUACUGCAAAGAUCUUAAUUUAACCAAAAAAAAAUGUACUCCAAAUUAAAAUAUUUUCCUCUAAACAUAGAAUCAUUUCUUGCACUCCAGAUGGUCCACAACACAACCAUAAUAUACAUCAACCACCAAUUAAACAGAGGUUUAGACACCAACUUAUCAAAGUAUAACAAAAGAAAGGAUAAAAUACCUCAGAAUUUGUUAACUCGGGCACAGUCCAGCAAAAUGUGACUAACAUCCUUAGAUUUCACUUUGCACUAAUGACAAACAACAUGUUCAUCCGAGAUCGAAAUGUCUUUAUUCUUAAGGAAAGACAUCGUUGGAUAACAAUUUUUAAGAGCUCCACAAUCACACCAACGAUUAGAAUCCGUCCAAAUCAUUUGAACAAUCCCAUCUUCCACCUUUUCUAGUUUUGUUUUAAGUUAACAUGAUAAGGUCAAGUAUCGACUUAACCACUAAUUUCUUCACCAAGCCACUUUUGAGUAAACCAACUUCAUUUAGUCGCAGAUAAAGAGCACCUCAACAAGAAUAA